AUGGCACAGAAUGGUCGCCAUUCUCGGCCGUUCUACUGUCGUGAAUGGGUGUUCGAAAAAAUUCAAGCUUGCCUUGAGCGAAGACAACGAAAAGAAGAUACAAAGACUAAAGGAGCGUUUGUUCUAGGUGGUCCUGGUUCGGGCAAAACCACCAUUUUACGUGAACUUGUGUCUCCCAGAACUAAAGAGGGCAUUCAGAUAAAGCUUGCGAGGAAGGUUGUUGUUUCUCAUUUUUGCCAAGCCCAAAACGCGCUCUCUGUUUCGGUUGCUGAUUUCAUUUCAAGUUUUGCCCAGCAACUUGCUAAAGCAGAACCACUCAAGUCUUACGCUGCUAAAUUUAAUGAACCGGAAAUUCAAAAUCAUCUCACAACUGAACAGUGCGUAAGAAACCCGGACCGAUCUUUUAAAGAAGGAGUUCUGCUUCCAUUGAAUUCACUGCCACCUCCUCCAGAAGUGUUUCUAGUUGUCGUGGAUGCCAUAGAUGAAUCUUUCCUGCAUUCUUUCGAUUCCGGCGUUUCAUCUGGAAGCAGAACUGUUGCUGAAUUAAUGGCUACCCAUCACGAUCUUUUCCCUUCUUGGCUUUUCCUUGUUGUCAGUGCGAGAAAACAGUCUAAAACAGUAACGAGGAUGUUUACAGGAUUUCGAAAAUUAACUUUAGAUGAUCUUCGAAAGGCACAUGUGGUCAAAGACAUUCAACAGUACAUUUUAAAUCGUUUGGAUGAUGAACCAAAUUUGAGAAAGCAUUUGACCAGGGAGACCGCUGAAGCUUUUAAUCAGCUUCACAUCAAAAGCAAUGGCUGCCUUCUUUACUUGGAAAAAUUGUUGGAUGGUGUUGUGGAUGAAUUUUUUACGCUGGACGAAACACAAGAGAUUCCAGGUACGUUAUCUGGUCUGUACAUGUGGCUUUGUAACAGGCUAUUCACAGAGGAACAAAUUGAGAAAAUUCGUUCAGUUCUGAAUGUGAUAUUGGCUGCGCAAAGGCCUCUUAAUGAUUCAGAAAUGUUUGAAGCAGUUUGGACAAAAGACACAGAACUAACCAUGGAAGAAUUUCUGGAAACUCUGGAUCUUAUGUCGCAUCACAUCCUAAGUGAACAGAAUGGUGCAAAGAGCAUCUCUCAUUUAUCCUUUGCUGAGUGGUUGCUUGACAUAAAGCACUGCACACCAAAGUUUCUAUGCAGUCCGGCAGAUGGACAUGCAAUGUUAGCAUUGUAUUAUACUCUGCUCUCUCAAAGACAACAACUUACAAAUCCUCAUGAACUUGCAUUUCAUUUGAGCCGGGCAUCCUUUAGGGAAUUUUUUUCACAAGAUCAUCUUGCUUUGUGGCUUUUAUGGAGCGGAACGCAAAUUGCUGACUUGCAGCUCAAUACAGAUGCUUUGAAUCAGGAAGUGGUUCAGCUUCUUGUAAAUGCUGGAGCCAAAGUGAAGGAGCUUGAAGAACAGGAAUCUGCCUUUGCACCCGAGACAGCAGAGUCUAUUAAAGCUCUGUUAGAAAAGGGGACAUCCGUUGAUCGUGUUGACAGUUCUGGGCGUACAUUGUUGUGCAAUGCCGCAUUUAAUGGAAAUGUUGAAGUCGUCAGGCUUCUUAUCAAGCAUGGCGCAAAUGUAAACUUCUCAGACACAUCUGGACAAUCACCACUUAUGCUAGCAUCCAGGCAAGGCCAUAAUGAAAUUGUGUACCUUCUAGUCAACUGUGGUGCCAAAGUCAAUCACUGCGCUGAUGAUGGAUGCACUGCAUUGAGAGCGGCUGCCUCUGGAGGGCACUCUGAUGUUGUUUCUGUUCUUCUGAACCAUUCAGCACAAGUAGAUCUUGCAGAUGAUGAUCAGCGCACUGCUCUCCGAGGAGCAGCAUGGGGUGGACAUGCUGAUGUUGUUUUACAGCUUCUUCAACAUGGAGCUGAUCCAAACCUUGCUGACAAGGAAGGUAGAACUGCUCUUAUUGCUGCAGCCUACAUGGGUCAUAGGAAAGUUGUAGAAAUACUUCUUGAUAACAAGGCUGAAAUAAAUCAUGCAGACAAUGAUGGGAGAACUGCUUUAGCGGUGACUGUUCUUUGCGUAUCGUCAAGUGAGAAUCAUGAAGCUGUAGUGGAUCUUCUUUUGAAACGUGGUGCAGAGGUAGACCAUCCUGAUUUUGAUGGUAUAUCGCCUCUUUGCGUCUCAGCACUGGAGGGUUACUGCAAUGUAGCAAAGUUGUUGAUAAGCGCAGGAGCAGACACCGGCCACUGGGACAGAAAUGGAAGGACACCUUUGUUUGCUGCCGCUGCUAAUGGUCACAAGGAUAUUGUUGAUUUGCUCUUGACAAAGGCAGAAGGUUUGUAUUACACUAGGGUGAUUAAUGAAACUAGAUGCAUAUUGCUAGUAAAAAAAUGUAGUCAACAGCUCUCAUUUUUUAGUGCUAACUCUUUUGGAACUUUUACUGUAUCUCUAGUUGAACAAAAAACUUAAACCAUGUAAUAAAAGUAAUGCUUUCUGUUUCAUUGAACAAUCUCUUAGAGCACUCUUUUGUUGAGGAACAAAACUGUUCUGUGAACAUGACAUGGUUUAAGUUUUGAUUACAGAAUUUCAAAUCAUAGAGAUAGAAUAGAACUGACAUAGUUACAUUAAAAAUCAGUAAAAUUUACACAUUUAAUGUGUGUCUGUAUUGAUAGAAGACAUAGAGAGAGACCUUGAUGAUACUACUGAAAUUCCUCUCUGCCUUUUAACACUUAUGGAAUGUUGUUUUUUGAACUGUUUUUUUUUUUCAUCUCUUUUUUCAGAGGGGAAGCCUGAUCCUUCUGGCUGGACAUCACCAAGGUUUUCCAUGUUUCGUCCUGAUCACAAUGGGUGGAAUCCGUUGAUGGUGGCUGCACAUCAAGGUACUAAAGAUCCUUGGCCAGAUUUCUUAAGUGCUUUGAAAAUACAGUGGAGGCGUGUGUGGCCGAACGGUUAACACCUUGAACUCCGGAACUGAAGGUCCGGGUUCAAGCCUCACCUGUUGCGUUGUUUCCUUAGGGGGUGUUUACACGACACCGGGGCGACUUUUGCCCCAGAGCGAGUUCACUCUGGUUCACUUUCAUGGCUCUAUAUUAUUUUGUUUACAUGAUACCACCACAAAAUGUCAUGCCACCGUGAGUCACCCCAUUGUGAGUUCACCUCGGUUCUCGUACCGGGGCCAGAAUUUGACUCCGGUAUGAAGUCUGGCAGUGGUAUCAUGUAAACGCGAAAUGACUAUCCAUUUUGGUGUGAAAUUGGACUGCCGGUAGACGGGAACGGGUGGCGCAUGCGUAAUGUUUGUGAUUUUGAAUCACAUGUGUAUUUUAUCAACAUGAAGUGUACCUUCAAGUAAUGAGAUAUGAAAUGACCCAGUCAUCAUGUAAACACGAUACAAAAUCAAAAAGUCAUCCCGGUAUGAGAUUCGUGCUGGUGUGAGUUUUCUUGUGUAAACACCCCCUUAGACAUGGAACUUUACUCCACUUUGUCUUUCUUCACCCAGUUGUACAAGUGGGUACCAGUGAAAUACUGCUGGGGGGUAACCCUGUGAUGGACUAGCAUCCCGUAUGGUGAGGGGUAGCAAUGCUUCAAGGCAUUCUUCAUGACAAGGAAAUCUGGAUAAGCUCCAGCUGUUUGGUUCUUUGGCUUUUGUGCACCUUUACCUUCACCCUUACCUUGGGAAAUAUAGGCCUGUAUUUUAUAUAUGUUGAAUCAAACUUUCAAAAGUUGUUUUGAGUGUAAGCCCUUAAUCAUCCCAUGUUAUCAAGGGGUUGCGGUUUGGGUGUAGUAUAGUUGGUAAAUUUAUUGGUGCAGAUUUGCUACUGGAAGAGACAUGAUAACAAAAAUAGUGGGAGUAAAAUUACUGCAUGUAAUUUUUAUUAUUAUUGGAUUGUAUUAUUUUGUUGAUUGUGUGGGGAUUUAAAGGAGUGGUAAUUUACAAGUGUGUGGGUGCUUGACUAUAACCCACCUUGACUAGGGGUGAGCUGUGGAGGACUCUUCAAGAUCUCACCCAUCUGAGCAGCCUGGGAGAUAAAAUUCUUAAGCCAGGCCCUCAAAAUUUGAACUGAAGCUUGCAUUACCAGACAAACAGCUCAUGGACUUGUUAGUUUGCUGGUAGAGGGAAGAUAUGCAAAUGACACAUUAAUAGGGAGCAUAAGCAAUGAUGACUGCGACGGCAACAAGAGCGGCAAAAAAGCAAUAGGUUUAGAUUUUAGGCAAAACAACAACUUUACACUUUCAUCAUGCUAUUUUGUACAUUUCUUUGCCAUCACUGCACGACUACAACAUGAAACUUUCUUAAUUUCACAUUUUAUGGAGGAUGAGAAUGCAAGACAAGGAGUUUCUUUUUUUUUUUGUGAACUUAAAUACAUUCCUUUAGAAUUCGACUUCCUAAAAAAAUUACCAACAUUUGACAAAUUAAAAGAGUUGGAAUAGGAGCAAUGAAGUUGGAAACAGCGUGAAUUCACUUCUGUUACCUUGCUCAUUGCUUAAGCUCUCCAAUGUCAGAAGGGCAAGGUGGUUGGAGCCUCUGGUCCCAUCUUUGCACAAUAAUUUUGAAAAUAACCUGUGAUCAGGUGCUCCCUCUUCCUUCUUUUUCCUGAAAAGGCCUGAUUGCAGGUUAUUUUGACAACUUCCCUCAGGGAGAUGAGCUAAAAUUAAUUUAUGUAAUGACAGGGCACAGGAAUACAGUUUUGUCACUCAUAGAAGCAAAUGUUGAUAUCAAUGCACUGGACCCUGAUGGUAGAUCAGCCCUCAUGCUGGCUGCUCAAGAAGGCCAUGAUGAUGUUGUGUCGGUACUGAUAGAACAUGGAGCUCCCAUUGAACAAGCGUCUUCUGAUGGCCGCACAGCUCUGCACUAUGCUGCUAUGGAGGGGCAUGAGGCCUGUGUCCAACACCUUGUCAGUCUUGGUGGUGAUGUAAAUCAUCAAGACAGCCUUGGACGUACUCCUCUGUUUGCUGUCUCCGUUGAAGAAAACAAGUCAAUGAUUGAACUUCUGUUAGAUCUAGGAAGUUUCGUCGACACCAAGGACACUGAAGGAAGAAGUCCCCUGCAUGCUGUUGCUUGGAAAGGUUCUUAUGAACUAGUCGAGUUGUUGCUUGACAAAGGAGCGUCAGUGAAUCACGCGGAUUGCGAAGGUCGCACAGCACUGAUGUCAGCAGCCUGGAAAGGUCAUGUGUCUACAGUACAGCUAUUAAUUCAACGUGGUGGCAAGGUGGAUAAGAUGUCUAAUGAGGGUGCCACAGCUCUUUGUAUUGCUUCACAAGAAGGGCAUGAUGAAGUGGUGCAGAUUUUAUUAGAACAUGAAGCCAACAUGAAUCACGCAGACAAGCUUGGAAGAACUCCAAUGCAAGUCGCUUAUGAAGCAGGUAAAUAGACUUCUUUCAGUGUACUUUCUUAACAUUGUUUCAUGAGCAAACCUUUGUUUACAAUUUUUCCCACAUUUGCAGAUGCUUCUCAUUUUGUAACGAAUUUACAACAAUUUCAGUUCUCAAUAUUCUGUGAACAAAGCACAUUUAGGUCUUUCCGAAUUGUUGUCUAUAGUGAAAAAAAAACUUGUCAAUUUUAUGAAGAAUAUAUGGGCUCAUUAACAAACUUACCACCCAGAACUUUUGUUUAUUCCAACCCUGAUAUUUGACAUUUGACAUUUGAAGGGCUGUUUAUAUGAUGUCGGACUUUCAUUCUGGAAUGAGUUUUGUUUUGUUAGCUGUCAACAACCAUCACUGUAUGCAGACCGGAACAUAAAUAAUGAUCCAGAUACAGUUCGUUGAAUUUCAAAAACAUAUAUCAUGUACUUAGUUACCAUUUGCCAACUUCACUAAGCUAAUGCUUUUCUUUGUAAAUAUUUCAGGUUUUUAAGCUUAAAGUGCUCUAAAACACAAUUGCAUGCCACAUCAAACAACACCUUUGCAUCCACCAUUUGAAAUGUGCUCCAGGAAAAUAGAUAUAUGCUGCCUGCUCAAUUUGAGCAGGCAACGAUGUGAAUGGUGGUAUUUGACAAUAGCAAACUUAUGUGUCCAGCUGUGUGGUUGGGGGGGAGUGUGAGCUCAUUUCCUGAGCAGCAGCUGAUAAUUGCGCCUAACACCUGAAUUAACUAGUUUUCUUUCUCUAAUUGACCAGGUCAUACAAGGGUAACUAAAGUGUUGGAGGCAUUCAGUGUAAUGAGACUUAAUGAUGGAAACUUCACCAGUACACUAAAGAGAAAGUUGUCAUCAGCUCAAUCAGAGAGUGGUAGUACGGUCUCAAACAGCAGUCUCACAGAGAAACCUCAAAGAUCUGAUAGUGUCUCUUCAUCAAACAGCUCUGAUUCCCUGGCUGCAUCAAGAAAGGAACUGGAAGUUCCAGGAUCGCCACAGUUUGGGCCGCACGGAGAGUUGUUAGAAGAAAGACGUUACUCAGCCAGUUUCCGUGACUUGCACUCUGUUCAAGCAAUGAAAGAGCCUUGGGGUGGAGCUUGCCCCCCUUAUACGUCAGAAACGAAUGUCCUUGAACCACCGCCAUAUACAGAGAAGCCAGUGAGAAGUUCCCUUGUGGAGGAUGAUGUAGUUGCAACUAAGCCCUUGCCACAGAGCAAGCAGAAACAGUUUUCCCUACUGCACAAAAUGAGGCAGAAGGGUAAAAGUGCUUUUACAUCAAGCAGCUCUCAGGGUCAGGAGAAACGUGGAAAAACUGUUGCGAAAGUUAAAAGUCCUACUGAAAAACGAGGAUUUAUUUCUGGUAUCAAGAAGCUGGGAGUAAGUUCAUCUCAUAGCGCUAGCUCAUCAAAAUCUCGUGAUGGAAAAACUGGUAACUUAAAAGACCCAAAGGAGUCAUUUGAAACAAAAAUAUGA
This is a messenger RNA of Porites lobata, 6795 nucleotides long. Lineage: Eukaryota; Metazoa; Cnidaria; Anthozoa; Scleractinia; Poritidae. The record is from the annotation of a GenBank genome assembly.